AUGGAUGCAGCAUUCCAAGGCAACAACCUCAAACCGGGUACAAAAUCCUAUGAUCGUGCGAACAACUUGUACGCCUCGUCAACGUAUGAAGAUGAGCAUGACAUGAAACCUGGGGAGAUCUUGCAGCCGACAAGCAUCGAAGAUAUCCAGAAUGUUAUCAAGUAUGCGAAUGCGACUAAGAAGCCUAUUGCCAUCAGGACAGGAGGCCACCAAUACAGCGGAGCAUGUUCCACGGGCCAAGAUGGUAUCCAAUUGGACCUGAAACCAACCUUCCGACGACCCAAUCUGGAUCUGAACCUGACCUUCAAGGACGACAAGGCAUAUAUCCGAUCGAGUGUCAGCUGGACGCUGGCCGAAAUCUUCGACUUCUUGCAAGACAACGGCGUCUUCAUGCCCACAGGCCAAUGUAUCAACGUGUGCCUCGGAGGCCAUGUCCAAACCGGCGGAUAUGGAAUGCUUGCUCGAUCCUUUGGACUUCUCGGAGAUUAUGUGCGCGAGCUUGAGAUUGUCGACCACAACGCCAACGUCAUCAAAAUCACCAGGGAAAACAAUCCGGACCUGUUUUUCGGGUUCCUCGGCGGCAGUCCUGGGAACAUGGGAGUGCUGACGCACUUUACCGUUGAGGUCCAACAGGACAAGGACUUCCAAGGCUCCAGGGGGCUUUGGAAGGCCUUUCUGUUCUCGCAAGAAAAUCUGAAGCCGUUGCUCAGCCUCUUGGUGCAGAAGGCCGCAGAUCCGAACUUCCCACGGAGCUACGACUUCACGGUCAAUGUCGUCGACAAGGAAAUCAACCUUGCCAGCAUAUUUCCCGGCUCCGCAUCUGAACUCAAGGAUAAAUUGCCCGACGACAUAGACAACGGCCAGGACAAAAUAGCCGACCUUUUCAAAUUCAAGCUGCCAUUGAUUGUUGUUUACGCUCAGUGGGUCAAUUUCGGGGACGAGCCGUACUCACCAGAUCUUUUCAACCGGAUCAAGAACGCCAAGGGGGGCAUAGUCACCAAGGACAUCGAUGGCCAAGCCAUGUCGACAAUCGCGUCGUCGUGGCUGUUCCGAUCCGCUCGCGAAUUCCCAUACCCUUACAUCAAGCGGACCAAAACCACCAACUGGGCAGAUCUGUCCUCCAAGGGAUGGGUCGAUUGGUUUGCCGGACGUCUGACUGAGGCGAUCAAUACCAAAGGCCUGUAUGUAUCAUCUCAAUUGCAGGUGUAUGGAGGAACAAAGUCCAUGUUUAGCAAAAACGCGGGCAACGGGACGGCUUAUACCUUCCGGGAUGCGACCCUCGGAGGGACAUGGGACAUCUUUUACGAUAAACAAAAGGAUGCGGCGCAAAAAUGGCAGUGCGAUACCGACAAAGGGUUACCUCAGCAUUUCAGCGAUGUUGACCGACGUGUUCUUUGGGGCUCGUAUGGCGAUUGGACCAUGAAGAAUGUCUGGAAGUAUUAUUACGAUGAGCAAACUUACAAGAAGCUGCAGCAGAUCAGAAAGGCAGCCGACCCUCAAGGGAUCUUCACUCCCAACCCGUUUUGCGUCGAGGCAGCGAAGUAA
Messenger RNA from Fonsecaea multimorphosa CBS 102226, 1545 nucleotides. RefSeq lists its product as uncharacterized. The record is from RefSeq and is a predicted model, not a curated record. Lineage: Eukaryota; Fungi; Ascomycota; Eurotiomycetes; Chaetothyriales; Herpotrichiellaceae. Gene Ontology annotation, molecular function: FAD binding. The transcript has a single exon. Bases 1 to 1545 code for a protein of 514 amino acids.